This is a messenger RNA of Cygnus atratus (black swan), 1122 nucleotides long. RefSeq lists its product as uncharacterized. Gene Ontology annotation, molecular function: cell-cell adhesion mediator activity. Lineage: Eukaryota; Metazoa; Chordata; Aves; Anseriformes; Anatidae. Gene Ontology annotation, biological process: negative regulation of macrophage activation; regulation of immune response. The transcript is spliced from 7 exons. The record is from RefSeq and is a predicted model, not a curated record. Bases 1 to 1122 code for a protein of 373 amino acids.
AUGCUUUUGCCCUGGGUCUACUGGGCUGGGAUCUGCCUGCUGCUGCUCUGCAGGGGCUGCUGGCUGGAGGAGGCUGCCAGUGGUGUGAAGGAAGCAGUGAAGUCUGAAAGCUUUAUUGCAGCAGCCCUUGGUGGAGAGGCUAACAUCUAUUGCAACUUCUCGCUCUCCCUGGAUGUCUUGCAAGUCACCUGGCAGAAGAGAAACGGGUCUUCCUUCCAGAACAUAGCCACCUACAGUAAAACCUAUGGGCUGCGGCUGAUAGGGUCAUUUCAGAAGAAGGCGUGUUUCACUAGAGCAGCCCUGAAAGCCUCAGCUAUCACAAUCCAAAAUCUCACUUUUGAGGAUGAGUCCUGCUACAGAUGCAUCUUCAAUGCGUUCCCUGAUGGCUCUUACAGUAAAGAUAUAUGCCUCAACAUUCAGAGUAACAGAAACACAAACAAGUCAGGAGUAGGAAUGCUGGGGUUUGGUUCCCCUGCUACCAGAGGUAAACGGAAGAGCAUAGCCAUUGUGGUGACCUUCAUAGGUGUGAUCUCCACAGUAUUAAUAUUUUUCAUCAUCAGGCUAAUCUACAGAAAGAGGAAAAAUCUGCAGAGACCCAGAGCACCCAGCACACCUGCAAGGGAGAAAGGUUUAGAGCAGGAUGUAAGUGAGCAAGCCGCAAACCUGUGCACACCAAAGGACCAGCGCACUGCUUACCAAAAUGAGGAAGAGACACCAGGAUCUUGGCUUCGCAAAAGGCUACCACAUAAAAAGAGAAACUUGGAAGAGACCCCGAGGUACAGCCUCUCAUUUCCAGAGGAAGCAGAGAGCUCAGACGUGCUUCAGAGGGAACUUGCUGAGGUGUGCGAUGAGGAGUUGGGCUGCAUGCCCAUGGUGGAGCACAGAGAGGCAACAGCAGUGAAAGGAGAAGUUACGGGUGUAGAAGGUACGGGUGUGGAAGCCUGUGAAGUUACCAUCCUGAGCAACACGUUGCUGCAUCUUCGCCUCUGCUGUUCCACGAGUGAUCAGGCAGGAGAAUCUGUGCUGCGGGUACAGCAAGACCUGUGGGAGCAUACCAAGAUAGUAGGUAUUUGGGAAAAAGUAGUGUGGUUAAGGACUCGAACAGGAAAGCUUCCCCCAUAG